AGUGGGCAUUUUCCUGGACCUGAUCAAGUGUGUAGCCUAAUUGCUGUGUUGGCUACAGCCCUGAAUGUGUCCUCGCAACUCAUUCUUUCAAAUCACAGUAUCUCUCAUAUUGUCCCAUUUAAGCAACGGGCUCAAGCAUCUUUGGGAAAUUCUGCUGGAAGAGAACAGACCAAAAAAGCUAUAAACAUUUGGUAAUUCUAAGACAAAGGAGAUUUUGGUGAGAGUGUUGUUUUGGGUAGGAACUGCCUUAAUAUUGACAAGAAUAGUCAUUCACCUCAGUCUCUGAUAAUUAACAAAUCUAAGUCGUAAUGGAUGCUGAGUACGUCUUAUGCAAUUGGAAAGACCAGUUAUGGCCAGCAAAAGUUUUGUCCAGAUGUGAGACUUCAUCAAACAGUAAGAGAAAAAAGACAUUUUCCCUAGAAGUUCAAAUACUCUCAGUAAAUGAAAAAAUUAAAGUGGAAAGCAAGGAAACAAAGAUCCUAACUAAAUCUCAAAUUGAAGCCAUUGCCUCCUCACUAGCAGCACAGUCAGAGGGCAGUUAUCCACCUAGAGAGGAAACAGCUUAUGCAAGGUCACUAAAAAUGGCACUGGGUAUUCUGAAUAAGAGAACAAAUUUGAAUCAAUCAAGCAGUUCAGAUGAAGAAGAGACCACUACACUGUCUCAAAAUGUACCACAAAAGCUUUCUAAUUCACCCCCUCGUAAAAAGUAUCGGAAGCCUAAAGGAAACUUAUCGAAGUGUCUUGAAGAAAGUGAAAUUCCAACAUUUCUGUUAGUAUCUUCAGAGAGUGAUGAUUCCUUGUAUGAUGAUAAAUCACAAGUGCAUGCAACCAUUGAUACUAUCCCAAGUGAGAUGGAAACAAAAUCAUCACAAAACUCCAGCUGGUGCCAAAUUUUCCCUCCACUUUCAGAAGAGGAUGAAAAGGAGAGCAAGAAAAAGAUUGACAUCCCAACAAUUACGCCUUUGGAUUCUACAAUCAAAGAGGAAGGUGCUUAUGUUAAAGAAGAGAAGUUCACUCCAACUUCACCACCAGAUAUCUUCAUUUUGCCAAAAAGUUUGAAAGAGGAGCCAGAAGACCUCUGCCCAAAGACACUGGUCAUUUCCUCUGAAUGCUCUGCCUUCUUAGAGAAUAUUGAGGAUCCUGGAGAGGGUCCCUCGAAUUCAUGCUUAGAUACAAGCCAGAAUCAGCCUGUAGAAUCAGAGACAGGUGCUCUGGCAUCCCCCAGUUAUUGUUCAUGGGAAUGUCAGGUUUCAUUUAGUGCCUCUAACCGUGUCAUGGAUUGUUCACUCCGUGGGAAUAAUGAAAGAAGUGGCCAGAAUCCGGAUUUUGAGGAACAUGGAGAAGAACUCCAAGCUUCUGAUAAGUCGGUGCCUCUAAAUCCUGUUGAUACUUCUGCAUUAGAUGACGAUGAGGAAGACGAAGUACUUCCACCAGUUGUUUUUCACUAUGAGCCACGUUCAUUUGAAGCAGGAAUGAUAGUCUGGUUUAAAUAUAAAAAAUAUCCAUUUUGGCCAGCCAUAGUAAAAAGCAUCAGGAGAAAAGAGAAAAAAGCAAGUGUGAUUUUUGUUGAGGCAAACAUGAAUCGUGAAAAGAGAGGCAUUAGAGUGCUUUUGAGAAGAUUAAAAAAAUUUGAUUGUAAAGAGAAACAAGCACUAGUGGAUAAAGCCAGGGAGGAUUACAGUGAAAGUAUUGACUGGUGUAUCUCACUGAUUUGUGACUACAGAGUUAGACUAGGUUGUGGUUCUUUUACAGGCUCUUUCCUUGAGUAUUAUGCUGCUGACAUUAGUUAUCCAAUCAGGAAAGUAAUCAGACAAGAUACCUUCAGGAACUUAUUUCCAAAGCUGCAUAAUGAAGAUUCUAUGGAACCGAUGGCCAUGACUUCCCAGACCAAAAGAAUGUCCUUCAAAAAAAUUCUCCCUGACCGAAUGAAGUCGGCUCGGGACCGAGCCAACAGGAAUCUAGUGGACUUCAUUGUGAAUGCAAAAGGAGCAGAAAACCAUCUUCUGUCCAUUUUAAAUGGCACAAAAGCAUCCAAGUGGCUGAAAUCAUUUUUGAAAGCAAAGAGGUUCACUCCCUGUAUUGAAACAUACUUCGAAGAUGAAGAUCAGUUGGAUGAGGUAGUGCAAUAUUUACAAGAAAUCUACAAAAAAAUAGACGAAAGAAUGCUAGCUCGGAUAAGAGAUGAUAAAAUUAAAUUUAUCCUAGAAGUUCUUCUGCCAGAAGCAAUCAUCUGUUCAAUUUCUGCUGUUGAUGGAUUGGAUUACAAGGAAGCUGAAGCAAAGUAUCUAAAAGGACCAUCUCUAGGAUACAGGGAAAGAGAGUUAUUUGAUUCAAAAAUCCUAUUUGAAAAGAGACGGAAGCCAUCAACAAAACAAGCUCACUAAAUCACCUGCAUGUCCAAAUCAUAACAGGGAGCUUUCAUAGAUAUUAGUUUAAAAAAUCCCCCUAACAUAUUUUCCAGAAACAGGAGGCUUUAGGUAAUAUGUUCAGGUUUUGUUGUAUGUGGUUUUUUGGCAUCUCUAUGAUCUGUCAAUAUUACUACAUCAACAUUUUCUUUCUUACACUUCUUUAAAGUCAAUUUUAUUAUAUUUCAGCAGUUCUACUAUCUCACACAUUUUUAGAAUUCAUAAUUCCUAAAUAAUUUUUAAGAGAAAGUACUAUUUUGUUUUUUGACAUCUUUGUGUCUAUGCUGUAUAGUUAAAUACAGGGUACACAAUCAUUUGCAUAUGAAAUUUGCACUAGUAUUAGAUAGUAAGCGAGAUGAUUAGAAAAAAAAGUCUAAGGAACAUUGAUUAUAUUAUAUAUUUUUGCUUAGUUUUUAUAAAAUAUUGGGUUUCUCCUAAGAUAGUUGAAUUAUUUUUUCUGCCAUGCCUAUUUAUUUUUGGAAAAAAAUAUCUGAGACAUAGAACCAAAGAUAGAGAUGCUUUGCUAUAUAUUAUUACUAACUGUAAUUGCUUUUGCAAGAAAAUCUGGAAUUCAAAAAUAAAGUAAAUGGAUUACCUGCAUGCAGUCUAUAUGUGUGAGAAUAACAUCUCAGCAUGCAGAAAAUAAGUUUGGCAGCCUGGAACAGGAUUGUUCAUUCUACACUUCCCUGAAAUUCCAUUUGUGGAGUGUCUAUUAUUCAGUAAGUCAGUGGUUUCUUAAACAGACAGGCUUUUGGCUGUCAUCAUAACUAACAGUAUCUGUAUCUAAAUAUGGCCAUCUGACCACAUGUGGAUGACAGCUAGAGUCAUUGUAUUCAUAGCCUGGCUACUCUAGAGCAUGAGUCCAGGCUGAUUACUUAAGAACCCAUCUAGUUUGUUAUAAACCGUAGAAAAUGCAAACAUUUUGUUCUGACUAUAGUAUCUCUAAAUAUAUAGUCAUUUGUUUCAAACCAAACACUCUGUAUAUUAGUAAAAUAGUUCCAGUUGAUUUCAACAAUAUAAAUACCAACUGGUAAGUCAUUCCAGGCUAAAACAAAGAGUAGAUGGACCAGAAUCUGUGAGUUUGGAAAUGAGUCAUAGAAAAGGCCUCCAUUUGGCCAAAUGUGACAAUUAUCCAAAUAUAUUUAAAAGUACACAGCUGACAGUUGAAGUCUGAAACCAAUGAAAAGCUUAUUCUAACUUGAAAUAAGACUUUAGUGAAAAUAAAUGUUAUAAGGGCUACUUUAUUUUAGAAACUUGACAUAAAAAUAAACACUAAAGGCUUAACAUGAACUUGUCUGCAUUUUUAUUCUUAGAGUGAGACAACUGUUACUCUUAGGCUUUUGUUAUAUGUUUUCAUGGCCACAUAUUUAUGUAAAAUUUUCAAAAGUUUGACGUUUCAUUUGUAA
Molecule: messenger RNA, 3811 nt
Organism: Myotis myotis
Lineage: Eukaryota; Metazoa; Chordata; Mammalia; Chiroptera; Vespertilionidae
Gene: PWWP3B
Product: PWWP domain containing 3B
Exons: 2
Coding region: 309-2384 (691 amino acids)
Source: RefSeq, a predicted model, not a curated record